UUGGUAUAAAAGACACAUUCUGCAGAUCUCUUCAGUUUUUGUCUUCGAAACCUUGUUCGGUAAACAUUUUUGCAUUUAUUAGUUUCCAUAGAAAGAGAAUGAAAAAUCUUUGGCUCCUUAUAUCGUACUUCUUCGCAUCGACCUUUGGCCAGAAUUUCACUGAAGAAAUUCACUUCUUAGUUUAUCAAGAUAAUCAUCCUGUGAACACUUCAAAUUAUGAAACGAGAAACCCCGUUGAUUUGGGUUUAUGCGAUCCAGGUGAUGAAGUAGCAAUUAUAGUUCAUGGAUGGACAGAAAGUUGUGGGACUGAGUGGCUGGUUAAUCUCGUAUCGAAUCUAACCUUUAUCCGUGGAGGAUGCAUUGUGUGCAUGGAUUACAGUCGAUUUUCGAAGACACCCGAUUAUUUCGGUCUUGUGGCACAAUUUCCUAAAAUUUUGGAUGUUUUGUACACCCAACUGGAAGACUACAGAAGAUCAGGACUGGAUCCUAAUGAUAUGUAUAUGUUUGGAUUUAGCUAUGGAGCUCACUUAUGCCUUCAAUCAGCAGCUCUUCUUGGGGAACAGGUUGUGAAAGAGAUUGAUGUUUGUGAUCCUGCUGGACCUGGAUUUUCCAAUAUGCCAGACGCAACAGUAUCUGCUAAAAAUGUACAGUGCAUUCAUACAAGUGCAGAUAAGGGGACUCAUAAGAGAAACUGCCAUCAGAAUUGGAAUAUGGGACAUUGUGGAAUGAGUCAAGUUGGAGCUGGACCCUACCCAAAAGGUUCUCACGGACUCUGUCCCUACUUCUACAACAGUGCUUUCCGAAACUCCUUUUUGGCCAAUUCUAGACCAACCUAUUGCACCAAAACAGAACGAGAUGCCGUGGAGUUCCCAGAAAACUUUCAAAUGGGAUAUAUGGAGAUGCGCAAACACAAAGUGUUUGGCACUCUCUAUUCCCCAACCACCAAACAAUAUCCUUAUAAUUGAGUGCUGAACUUUAACAAAUGCCUUUGACUUUUUUCUCAGGAAAAUGUAAACAAAUAUUUGUAUAUCUGUAUACAGCGUUAAGUCUCCCAAAUAUUAUUAAAUGUUAUCAAACCUGUUGUUACCAUUGUGUAAUACUUUCUGAAUAAACACCUUAAUGAUAGCACUUAAA
Molecule: messenger RNA, 1134 nt
Organism: Phlebotomus papatasi
Lineage: Eukaryota; Metazoa; Arthropoda; Insecta; Diptera; Psychodidae
Product: lipase member H-like
Exons: 2
Coding region: 99-965 (288 amino acids)
Molecular function (GO): lipase activity
Source: RefSeq, a predicted model, not a curated record